AUGAAAUGUAUGAUCCAUGACGACAAUAUGGAAUCAGUAUGGAAAGAAAUAACAGAGUCUCUUUCGAGACAACAUCUUGACGAAGAAAAUAAUAAAAAGAAAAAAAUUCGACAACAGUCAUCGUCAAUCACUGAAAAAACAACUUCGCCAAUGCCUUCAAAAACAGUAACAACUGAUAAUGAACAAGAGACAACAUCAUCAACAACUAUAACAACAUCAGGAUCAUUUUAA
Molecule: messenger RNA, 231 nt
Organism: Rotaria sp. Silwood2
Lineage: Eukaryota; Metazoa; Rotifera; Eurotatoria; Philodinida; Philodinidae
Source: the annotation of a GenBank genome assembly